Knipowitschia caucasica is the source of this 900-nucleotide messenger RNA. NCBI's taxonomy places the organism in Eukaryota, Metazoa, Chordata, Actinopteri, Gobiiformes, Gobiidae. The record is from the annotation of a GenBank genome assembly.
AUGUACGGGGGGGGGGGGGGGGGGGGACUGACCCCACGCGGGUCAGGAAAGAUCCGGUGUCUGGCGUAUUGCCCUGACAAGGGGUUUACACGCCACAGACACGAGGACUUGCUGAACCCGUGGGGGGAACGCGGUCUUCUGGAUCCACGGUCCUCUUCGCCUGACGCAUUGCUCCGUGCGGGGUUUACGCGUCACAGGCAGGAGUUGGCAGCGGUGAAACCUGGUGCGGGGGAAGCCGCUGUCUGUGGUUUCAGACUCGUGCGGGUCUGGCAAGUGAAACAUAAACAAGCAGUGCUCGCGUUCUCGCGAGACUUCGCAAUGUCACACACGUGUGAAGACUGCGGGGUGCAAAUGCCCAUUGAGGAUGGGCAUAUGAAGUGCGUUUUAGGUUUGGGAGAGGAUCAUGCCUCUGCGGCCAGGGAAGACCCGUCCUCUUGCAUGAACUGCUUUAUUAUACCCAGGCCGUCACUCGAGGCUCGUUGUUGUCUGUUUAGGGGCAAGAAACGGAAAGCCUCUGUUACUGAGCUGAGCCAGGAAAAACGUGACAGAGGGUUGGGAACUAGGUCAAAGACUCCCAUGAUUGGGCCUCCACUUACAAUUACUGUGCAUGACACCUCUGAGCCUCAUGAGCAGGAGGACGUGAGUGAUGUGGAUGUGGAGUGUUUUUCAGACAGUGAUUUGGCACCUGACCAGGAGGGCACGGCAUCUGUAGGCCAUGUUUGGUCCUGGUGCCAUGAGUAUGUUACAGCAGGCCCAGGAGGCACGCAGAUGUGCGCGGGAAGUGUCUGGGGUGGUUGUGCGGCGGCGCAAGUGGCAGAGUGCAGGUUCCGCAUCCAGGCCACCUACACAAACCGGUCAGCAGCAAAACUGGGGCUCACGGGACUUACGUACCACCAUUGA